AUGGAUAGCGACUUGGAGCACAGCGAGAGUUCGACCGACGGCAAAGGGGUCGAACACCAUGGCUCCGUCGACAGUGCUCCCUACAAGCAGCCGCAGCACCAGCACCAGCAACAACAGCAGCGGCAGAUAGAACCCAGCCGAGCGCUGUUCACUUUUUCUUCUCCCUCGGAGCCUCAACAACAACAAUACCAGAGUGGGUCGCCUUGGGGAGGAGUGGGGCCGAGCAGUGCCGGUGGCUUCCAACCAUCAGCAAACGCCUUCACGACCUGGUCGCCACAUGCGCAACAACUACCGCCACACGAUCCCUCCGCUGGCGCACCGGUAUCACUGUCAGUCGGAUUCCUUCCGCCGCCUCCGCCACCAUUAGAGUCCUCACAUAUUCUCUCCGAUGCCGAGCAAAAGUCCUUUGCAGAAUUUCUCAAUGCAUUUGAGAACGAGGCGUCUAUCGAGCCGCCUCCUCCUCGCCAGCAACAGCAGGGAGAUGUGGUUGUUGAACAGCAGCAACACCAACAGCAGCGGCAUAAACCGGCACCGCUAGAAAUUGGCUCGUCUCAGCAACAUCAGCAACAGCAGAUGCACUUUGCAACCGUAGCCCAGCAUCCCGCGUCCGAGCAACGGCGGUCGUCACUCAUUCCGAAUGUAGCUGCUCUCCCCUACCUUUCCACAGAUCAAACGUCGAUCAUCAUCCCCUCCGGAUCGCCGAAUCGCAUAAAGUCGCCGACCGUGCUCAAUCCUCCCCAAAUAUCACAUCAGCAACAACAGCAGCAACCACCAGCGAGGUAUACUAUGGCAAUUUACCAAGAACAGCAUCGUUUGCAUCAGCAGCAAAUGCAGGCGCGUAGUAUGCACGCCGGGAUGGGAGGACAGGCGCCGCAGGGACAGCAGCAUGUGUACGCUCAGUUGCAGCAACAGCAGCAGCAGUCGCCACGGCCAAGCAGUGUCGUGCAAUCCAUGCAUCAGUCCCCGGCACAGCAAAGCCAACAACACCACAACCAACAGCAGCUUAUCUCACCGAUGGUCGACAUGCAGAUCCACAGCGCCACGGCGCCAACCACGGAUGCCAAGUCAGCCACCCCGUCACAACAACAGCAACCGCCACCCGGCUCGUCACAAUCAGCAGGCCCAUCACCAGCACCACCAACGAAUUCCCGCAAACGCCGCAGCACAGCACAAAUCGAUACGUCCGCUUUCGUGCAGUACGCCGCCAAACGCCGGCUUUCGGUCGUCUCGCAAGUCUCGUCGAAUGCCAACAGCCCGGCGUCGGCUGUCAUGUCUCCCGCCACCCCGUUUUCGGCAAACACAGGGGCUGAGGGAGAUGCCAGCGGUGAGGCUUCCGCGUCUGCACAAUCGCAACCCGCUGUGAGGGCCAAGCAGGAGCGGAAUACGGGCACACCGAUGACACCCACGGCGUCCAACAGCAGCGAUGCGCCCGGCAACACAGCGAACAAAAAAGGUGGUGGCGGCGGAGGAGGAGGGGGUGGCACCGGCACCGGAGGCACAGGUAGCGGCAAACAACUCCUAACCGAAUCCGAAAAGCGCGCCAACCACAUCGAAUCCGAAAAAAAACGACGCCAAAACAUCCGCGACGGGUUCGACCAGCUCGUCGAGAUCGUACCUGGUCUCGGGCAGUGCCAGCGGUCUGAGAGCGUCAUCCUGCAGAAAUCCGUCGAGUAUGUCGAGUACCUCCUCAGACAGCAGGCGGAGUUGCAGGCGAGGGUGGGGCAUGCGCGCGCGAUGCUGGGGAUGGGUGUGCCCGGGAUGCAUCAGGGGGGGAUGGGGCCGCCAGUGAGGAUUGCGGGGGGCGCGAUUGCGGUUAUGAGGCCGCAUGAGGUGCCGAUGCAGGGGCAUAUCGUGCCGCAGCAGCAUCAACAACAACAACAACAACAUCAGCACCUUCACCACAUCCAACAACAGCAACAACAACUGCCACACACACCGAUAGAUCCUCAGAACUGGAAACAACCCCACCACCCAACGGCCGGAGCCGCAUCCUCUGCAUCAACCACAUCAGCUUCUCCCGCGCCAUCCCCUCGUGUAGCCCAACAGCAGCAGCAACAACACCAAUCACAUACCAACACGCCCCCACCACCACAGCACGCUGACUCCCCUGUUCAAAGAUCGCACGAGGCGGAGGGGGAGAGUGUACAAGCUACUGCAUGA
Messenger RNA from Fimicolochytrium jonesii, 2160 nucleotides. RefSeq lists its product as uncharacterized. Gene Ontology annotation, biological process: regulation of transcription by RNA polymerase II. The record is from RefSeq and is a predicted model, not a curated record. NCBI's taxonomy places the organism in Eukaryota, Fungi, Chytridiomycota, Chytridiomycetes, Spizellomycetales, Powellomycetaceae. The coding region runs from base 1 to 2160 and encodes 719 amino acids. Gene Ontology annotation, molecular function: protein dimerization activity; RNA polymerase II cis-regulatory region sequence-specific DNA binding; DNA-binding transcription factor activity, RNA polymerase II-specific. The transcript has a single exon.